This is a messenger RNA of Pelobates cultripes (western spadefoot toad), 489 nucleotides long. The record is from the annotation of a GenBank genome assembly. Lineage: Eukaryota; Metazoa; Chordata; Amphibia; Anura; Pelobatidae.
AUGCCGUCCUCUCAAAAUAUCAGCGAUUUACUCAGAGCAACGCCAUGGCCGCGGCCUGCCAAGAUGGCGCCCGCGCGGGAAGCCCCUGAUCACUCCUCAGAUGACAGUAUGGAGGAGGCCGCUGAAGCAAGGAGCACUAGAUGGGAGAGUACUCCACCUCCUGAACAAAUGCCGGCAAGCAAAGCAGACAUCAUCCAUCUGCUUAAGGAGCUUAAAGCUCAAUCAGCAGCAGACGUGGCCCUAAUCAGGGAAGAUCUGGGUGCCAUGACAGCCCGCAUUCAGGCUGUGGAGGUGAAUGAAGCUGCCACAACAGCCAAAAUUGAAUCCCUGCAAAGGGAAAUGGCCCAAAUGAAGAAGACCAGCACUAUAUUAGAAAAUAAAGUGGCAGCACUGGAAGACGCUAAGCGCCAGCGAAACCUCAGGAUAAGGGGGAUACCAGAGGCUGUGCAAGACCCUGAGAGGUUGCACACUACCUACGCCGAUUACUAG